Rotaria socialis is the source of this 489-nucleotide messenger RNA. NCBI's taxonomy places the organism in Eukaryota, Metazoa, Rotifera, Eurotatoria, Philodinida, Philodinidae. The record is from the annotation of a GenBank genome assembly.
AUGAGCGCUCGAAGUCGACCUGAUGGAGAUCAUCGUACAACGCCACCAAACAUUGAUGUUAUGUAUUCCCUUAAAGUUGAUAAUUUAACAUAUCGUACACGCGUCGAAGAUUUACGGCGUUGUUUUGAAAAAUUUGGAGGUAUCGGUGAUAUCUAUAUUCCACGUGAUCAAUUCUCUCGAUCAAGCCGUGGCUAUGCUUUUAUUCGCUUUUUGAAGAAGCGUGAUGCUGAAGAUGCACUUGAUCGUAUGGAUGGCGCUGAUCUUGAUGGACGUGAAAUACGUGUUCAAUUUGCUCGUUAUGGCCGUGCGUCAACAACAGAUAGCCAUGAAACAUCACGUCGCCGCCGAACACGUUCACGAUCAAGGUCUCGUCGACGUUCAAAACAUCGAUCGCGCAGUGGUAGUUAUCGACGAUCACGAUCUCGAUCAACAUCACGCCCGAAACGAAACCAUCGUCAUGAAAAUGGUGAACGUGAUCAUCGACGUUGA